UCUGGCUACGUUAUAUAUAGAAAAGUUUGCAUGUGCGGCUGGAAGCGGUCACACGUAGUCUUCCGUAUAAACAAAUUCUUAAAGAUGGAUCAAAACGGCGUCGACUUUUCAUACGCUACCAUGUGCAGUGAUGUGACGCUGUGUGCGAACAAUAAGGGUUUUUUUAAGAACUUCGCAGAAGAAAUGGUUUCAUUGGCAGAAAUUGAUGGAUGGUUGGAUGACUUUGAACUUAUUGAGGACAAGGAAAAAGUCCUAGCAGUAAGGAAUAAUCAAAAAAUUAUGGAACCUAUCAAUGAGUUAUUAUCUAGAAUUCAACCCUUAUUCCGAGGUAAGGACGCAAGAGUAUCGCAUGAAAAGAAAACUGCAGCUGUGAUAGCCUUAAAGAAUGGAGAUCUCGUUAAAAGUCUUUCUCUAGCCAACCAAGCCGUGCUUCGAGCUCCAAUGACUGCGAUACGAGGACACGAGACUAUCAUCUCACCUGUCGGUACCGAUGAAAUAAUAGAUAGUGGUAUAACACUCGCUUUAAGCCUCUGGGUUCGUUCGGAAGUUUUGUUAAGUCUAAACCGUCCGAAACCAGCUUUAGAAGACCUUAAGCUAGCUUUGAAAGAACGGCUUCCAGCUCGUAUGAGAGCAGAUUAUUAUUGGAGGAUGGGCCACUGUUACAAGGGUACUGGUGAAACAACACGAGCUAAGGUUUCAUAUGAAUUAGCUAGCCGGUUAUUGGGGGAUAAAAAAGAAGCAAAAAUUCAACUAGCUAAUGAUAUCGAAUCAUUAAAACACUCUACACAAUCCGAAAGUCCUUCCAAACUGAAAGAACCUCAACUCACAAGCGGUGCAACGUUAAAUUUACCAGCUCUUUCAAAAUUAUUAAAAAUUACUGAAGAUAACGAAAAGGGCCGUUACGCAGUUGCUAAUGCUCCAGUAAAAACCGGUGACAUAGUUUUAGUUGAAAGUCCCUACGCUGCUUGUUUACUCGCUGAUUGCCAUGGCUCUCACUGCCUUCAUUGCUUUGUAAGAUUAGAAGAUUUUGAGGACUCGGCUCCAAUAUGGUGUCCCAAUUGCUCAGGAGUAGCAUUUUGUUCGAUACAAUGUCGAGAUGCUGCAAUUUCCACAUAUCAUUUAUACGAGUGCCCGUUUUUUAACCUAUUUAUUGGUUCCGGAAUGUCGGUACUUAGCCACAUUGCUCUCCGUAUGGUAACCCAAGCCGGACUGGACACAAGUCUUUCAAUACAUUCGAAGUUUUUAAGCAAUGAAGUUAAGACUAUACAGAGUCCGGUAUUAAACGAUGUUGAAGGAGAAAAAAAAAAGUUUAAGAUAAAAAGUAGAAAAGAGAGAUUGAACAGAACAAGAAAAGGUAUGAACAUUAUCGAAAAUAAAACUUCCGAUACACAAGAAAUUGAACCACAAAUUAAAAAUGAGACGAGUUACAAUGAAAAGAUAGAAAUGGCAGCUGAGCAAAUUUAUUCACUGCUGGCUCAUUCACGACAAAGGAAGGGAGCAGAUUACCUAAAGCGUAUAAUUAUGGGCAUGUUUCUAACGGAAUGUUUGAAGAAAACCGAUUUUUUUAAAAAUUGUGAAAAAGAAAAUAUAACAAGAGCUGAAAUAUCAAUUUGCGAAUUGAUAGUUCGUAACUUGCAAUUAUUACAAUUUAAUGCCCACGAGAUCUAUGAAACAGUGCGUGGAGAACAUCAAUUUAGAGGAUCUAAACCAGUCUACAUAGGCGUAGGAAUUUAUCCUACAGGAGCCUUAUUUAAUCACGAAUGUUAUCCCGCAGUGGCACGAUAUUUCUAUGGUAAAAAAAUGUCAUACCGCGCGAUACGACCUCUUGAACCAGGAGAGAUUGCCGCUGAGAACUAUGGACCGCAUUUUUUGAUGCGCACGCUUAAGGAACGCCAAAGGAUGCUGACGUGUCGAUACUGGUUCAGAUGUCAAUGUAUAGCCUGCGUUGAGGAUUGGCCGACUCUCAAAGAAACUGAAUCUAAAUCACCAAUAUACUUGAGGUGUCUCAAUAAGAAGUGCCACGGAAAAAUUAAAGUUAUCAAAAAUCCAACAAACUUGAAGUGCCCGAAAUGUUCUAUGGCCUUUAAUAAGACUUCUUUGAAAGAAUGUUUAAACGAGGUUGACAUAGUUCUCUCGCAGUACGAGGCAGGUGCGAAGCUAAUGGAACAGCAGCGGCCCCAAGAUGCUAUCGAAAUAUUCUCAAAAGCCAUUGAUUGCUUUUAUGACUUUGCAAUGCCUCCACAUCGAGAAACACAUAUAGCACAAGAAUCGCUAAGGUCGUGUUAUGCUACAUUUGGAAACACCCAUAUUUUAAAAGAAAAAUGAUGUCAACCCUUGUUAACAGGUCAAUACUGUAAUAAAAACCUUUUAUCUCGUAAAAAAAUUUAUUAAUGAAUACUAAUGGUAUACAAUGAAUAUUAAUAACUAUAUUCUGUUUUACAUUACAAGAAGAAUAUUGUUAUCAGAAGACAGAAAGAUCAAUGAAUGAUAACAGUGACCCUUUGUAACAAAAGGCGGCGCUACUCAGUAACAAAACUCUUUUGUACUUCAUAAUUAUGACAGAUGGACAUUAACUGACGAUUGAACUUGAAUCGAAAAUUUUCGCAAUAAAUUUAUCAAAACAAAAGACUUAAAUGAGAAAACUUUACAAGAAAUAAAAGUGCGUAACUAUAUCUACUUGCUCGUUCAUAUCUUUAAAGCGAAAUGUGCCACGCUUAUAAGCGCGCAUCCCAGAAAUCAUUCUAUACCAAAGAUUUAUAGUUGAUAAAAAUACAUUUUUAAUAGUACAUGACUUAGAUAAUGUGGGUAUAUAUUAUAUAUAUUCGAUAUAUAUCAUCUUUGGACUGUUCUAUGGAUUAUCGAAAAAGCUUUUGCAUGCACAUUCCUGUUGAUCCUCUCCAUCGCCCUCACCAUCCCCAGUACUAGAUACAGUUCGCCUGAGAGUCUGAACCUGUGUCUGCAAACCAAGCACACGUAAUUGCGCCUGUUCAAAGUUUUCAUUCAACCUCUUUAUCUGGCACUGCAUGCGACAUUGCAACUGUAAAAAAUAAUAAACCAUUCUUUAAACCCUGAUAACGAUUAUUUCGGCCCAAUAAUUAAGUUAAUUUAAGUCUAGAUUUCUAGACCAAUUGAUUGUUAUUCUUACUUCUUCUCUUUCUUUUUCUGCUGUUUUCACUUGUGCUCUCGUUGCAGCCAGCUGUCUUUCUAGUUCACCUAUUGUAGUCUGCAUGCAUCUGAAAACAAGAAAUAAUUAAACUGUUUAAACGUUCGCUUAAAGCAAUUUCCUUUCGGAAAAUUGCAUGUUCAGCUUAUACGUGUCUUAAUUAGUUACAUUGAGGCAUGGUAGUUCAAUACUAAUUUGAAAACCGAUAUAAUUUAGUAUAUACACAUCUAGCGGUAGUAAAAUACAUUUGUGAUUAAACAUUAAAAUAACAUAUUUAUUAAUAGAGAAAUAUACAAGUCAUAUGUGUUCAUAUUUACUUGCGCAAGGUCUCAGUACGUUCGUUGGCUCGUUGCAAUGCUCUAGCUGCCUCGUCACGCGCUCGGUCCAAUUCACCGCCAAUCUGAGCGCACUCAUGCAUUUUCUCUUGGAGACGCUUUUCAUUCGCCAGUACCGAUUCUUCCAUUCGUAUUACGUUAGACCUGUGAAGACAUUUUAAAGUGCCAUUUAUAGUCUGAUUCUUACAGGGAGACUUUUACAUUUACUAUUUGUAUUUUAUUAAUGAAACAUAAUAUGCAGUGUGUAAUUUUUUGGAUCAUAUUUUGACACAAAAAUAGAGAUCAUAAAACCAAUAUAAAAUAAUAAGAAGAGAA
Messenger RNA from Danaus plexippus (monarch butterfly), 3813 nucleotides. It is a transcript of the gene Smyd4-2, whose product is annotated as SET and MYND domain-containing protein DDB_G0284059. NCBI's taxonomy places the organism in Eukaryota, Metazoa, Arthropoda, Insecta, Lepidoptera, Nymphalidae. The transcript has 14 exons. Bases 31 to 2325 code for a protein of 764 amino acids. The record is from RefSeq and is a predicted model, not a curated record. Gene Ontology annotation, molecular function: protein binding.